Messenger RNA from Felis catus (domestic cat), 3788 nucleotides. RefSeq names its product Wnt family member 9A (gene WNT9A). The record is from RefSeq and is a predicted model, not a curated record. Gene Ontology annotation, biological process: canonical Wnt signaling pathway; cell fate commitment; multicellular organism development. Gene Ontology annotation, cellular component: extracellular region. The coding region runs from base 106 to 1203 and encodes 365 amino acids. Gene Ontology annotation, molecular function: frizzled binding; cytokine activity. The transcript is spliced from 4 exons. NCBI's taxonomy places the organism in Eukaryota, Metazoa, Chordata, Mammalia, Carnivora, Felidae.
GCCCCGCCCCCGGCCCGGCGCUCCGGGCGCUAUAAGAGGGCGGCGGCCGCGGGGCGCCCUGCGCGGGGCUGGGAGCGCGAUGGUCAGCCGCCGAGGCGCGGCAAGAUGCUGGAUGGGCCCCUGCUGGCGCGCUGGCUGGCCGCGGCCUUCGCGCUGACGCUGCUGCUCGCCGCGCUGCGCCCCUCGGCCGCCUACUUCGGGCUAACGGGCAGUGAGCCCCUGACCAUUCUCCCGCUGACCCUGGAGCCGGAAGCCGCCGCCCAGGCACACUACAAGGCCUGUGACCGGCUGAAGCUGGAACGCAAGCAAAGGCGCAUGUGCCGCAGAGACCCGGGGGUGGCCGAGACACUGGUGGAGGCGGUGAGCAUGAGCGCACUUGAAUGCCAGUACCAGUUCCGGUUUGAGCGCUGGAACUGUACCUUGGAGGGCCGCUACCGGGCCAGCCUGCUCAAGCGAGGCUUCAAGGAGACCGCCUUCCUCUACGCCAUCUCCUCGGCCGGCCUGACGCAUGCGCUGGCCAAGGCGUGCAGCGCCGGCCGCAUGGAGCGCUGCACGUGUGAUGAGGCCCCCGACCUGGAGAACCGGGAGGCCUGGCAGUGGGGCGGCUGUGGGGACAACCUCAAGUACAGCAGCAAGUUUGUCAAGGAGUUCCUGGGCCGCCGCUCAAGCAAGGACCUGCGAGCCCGCGUGGACUUCCACAACAACCUCGUGGGUGUGAAGGUAAUCAAGGCCGGGGUAGAGACCACGUGCAAGUGCCACGGCGUGUCAGGCUCCUGUACUGUGCGGACGUGCUGGCGGCAGCUGGCACCCUUCCACGAGGUGGGCAAGCGCCUGAAACACAAGUACGAGACAGCACUCAAGGUGGGCAGCACCACCAACGAGGCCACCGGGGAGGCCGGCGCCAUCUCGCCGCCUCGGGGCCGGGCUGCAGGGACAGGAGGCAGCGACCCGCUGCCCCGCACGCCAGAGCUUGUGCACCUGGACGACUCGCCCAGUUUCUGCUUGGCCAGCCGCUUCUCCCCGGGCACUGCCGGCCGCAGGUGCCACCGGGAGAAGAACUGUGAGAGCAUCUGCUGUGGGCGUGGCCACAACACCCAGAGCCGGGUGGUGACACGGCCCUGCCAGUGCCAGGUGCGCUGGUGCUGCUACGUGGAGUGCAGGCAGUGCACCCAGCGUGAGGAGGUCUACACCUGCAAGGGCUGAGCCCUGGGGCCGGCCAGGCUGCUGCAGGGGGAAGAGGCCAUGCACCCAGUGUGAGGGGUCUACACUGCAAGGGCUGAGUCCCUGGGAUGGGGCCCCCAGCACACUUGGCACAUGGUGAUGAGAGCCCGGGGAUUGGCUGAGUUUGCUGUCCCUGCCUCUUUGUCCGUACUCUCAAAGACCCAGAGGCGGGAGGUGGCCCUGGUCUGGCCCCUGCAUCCCCUCUGUCCGUGUCCCACCCCCACCCCCAUGACCUGAGAGCGUGGCACCAUGCUUUCCAAGCUGUGUCCGUCCCUGAGAGGCCAGUUCCUGCGAGCGGCACCCUUCCCUGCUCUGGGCUCCCUCUGAGGAGCACCGGGUGCACCUUCGCGGCCAUACAGGGUCUCUGUGUGGCCGCCUGUGGGCUGUCCUGCUCCAGCACUGGCUUAGAGAGUCAAACCACUAGGAGAGAGACAGCCCGGCCACCCAGCCGCGGGGGUCACUGCUGUCCCCUCUGACAUGGAGCACUUCUCUUGGGAGUGAUGUUGGUGACUGUUAAAUUAUUUUUAUUUAACUAAUAUAUAAUAAUUAUUAUUUCCAUCCCUGCCCUGCCUCAGGCUUGUGGCUCCCCUCCUCUUGGUGGUGCCCAGUCUGGAGGGUCCCUUUCGUCCCUCCCCUCUACGCCCCCUCCUAACCUCUUUGCCUGAUCUGCUUUGUCGUUUGAAACCACUAAAUCAAGAGGGAUGUUGCUGUUGUUGUUUUUAAAGUAAUAAAGCAGGUUGUGUGUGGACACUGCCCUCAGGGCUUCUGGAAGCCAGGCCCCUAUACCCAGCUGCCCCCAGUGAGACUGUCCUGGGAAGUGGGUGGACCCCACUCUGGGAGACUUUGGCACGCACCCCAGCCACUUUGGUGUAGGUUUUAAGGCCUGGGGUGGCAGCCAUUGGCCUGCCCUCCCCCCAGGGGUGGGCACAGCAGAGGGGAGGGGCCAGCCCCUUGAAGGGUUCAUUUCCUAGCUUGCUUUGUGUUACUGCGGGAGGAGGCAGACGUGAGGACGCAUGUGGAUGGAGAGAAUCUGGGGCUAGGAUUUGGCAAAAGGCAGGCUGUUCUCUCUGGCCACUCUGUUGUCUUUGCAGGGAAGGAAAAUGGAUGGGCUACACUGACCUGGCUUGGUUUGAGUGUGUGUGCACAUGCGUGCAUAUGUGCAAGAGUGUACGUAUGUGUAGUGUGCUUGCAUAAGUGGUUUUGUGUGUAUACGUGUGCACGAGCACACGUGUGUGUGAAGUAUGUGUGCAUUUAUGUGCAUGCAUGUGUGAACACGCUUGCAGGUUUAUGCGUGAGCAUAUGCGUGAGCACGUGUGUGAGCAAGUCUGAAGUGUGUGCAUGCAUGAGACUGUGUCAGCAUAUGUAUGUGUCUGCAGAAGUGUGCAUGUGAGCACAGGGGGCUUGUAUGACACAUGCAUCUGUGCUGUGUGUGUGUGAGCAUGUGCACGUAGCUACGCAUGCAUGCUAUAUGUGUGAUGUGCAUGGGCAUGUGUGAUGUGCAUGCAUGCAUGCAUGUGGGUGAAUGUGUAGCCACAUGUAUCUGUGGUGUGUGUGCCUGUUCUGGCUGUGUUGGCAUGGUCAGUGGUCAGCUGGGAUGUGGCCUCCGCUCAGUGCCCUCCCUCAGCAUGAGGCUGUCCUUCCCACGUUGGUGUGAAUGGCAGCCUUGGCUCCUAGAUCCUUUGGCUCUGGGCCUGCCCUGCUCAGGCUCUGUGGCUGUGUUCUGGGUGGGUACAGAGCUGGGUGGCAGUGCAGACACAGGAACUACUGAGUGAGGGGGUUCCUUGGAGUUCCGUGGGCUCCAGGAACCCUGGGGACUGUGUUUUUAAAAGAAAACCUAUUUAUGUUGAUGUGGGUCUCUUGGUCCCUGUUCUAUAGUGUAAAUAGUGAAGUCUAUUCUGUGGUUCAGAGAACAUCCCGUGAAUGCCUGCAUGCUGAGAGGGUGGGGGCCAGGGGCCCAGAGUGGGUGCAGCCACACCCCCGUGACAAGACUGGAGCUCAGUCACUUCUGGGUCUGGAAAGGCAGCAAGUCGGAGGAAGGAUAUUUUGUUAACCAGAUACCACAUUUAGCUCUAUGUCAUAAUAUAAAGGGAAGUAUUUUUUUAAACAAGGCAGACUGAAAACGUCUGCUGGCUGGUCUGUUUAUAUAUAAACAUAUAUCAGAAUAUCUUGCUAAGCGAACUCCUCCUGACAGAGCCUCUGGUCAGCGUGCUGCUCUUCGUGCAGGAGAGCCUCUAGAAGAAACUGUGCCCAGGGGUCAGCCUCUCUGGGACGGGGCAGGGGGCGGGCCACAGGGCUCAGCCAUGCUGAGGGCCAGGCGGGUCCCGGCCACCUGCUCCCUGCCAGCCACACACAUGUGGACUCCUGGCUCGGUUUGGGAGGUCUGGGUAGGCUGGGGGGAGAGGGGCAUUCACACACGAGAACCCUCGUGCGAGCCUAUCGAUUUCUCUACCUCAUCUGUAUAGCGAGUAGGUGUGUACUCGAGUGACUUGGAGAAUGUAUUUAUUUAAUGGCUUUGUGUAACAGAACAGAAACGAAAUGGACACUAAAUAAAUGUAUUUUAAAUUAUA